Molecule: messenger RNA, 1903 nt
Organism: Olea europaea var. sylvestris
Lineage: Eukaryota; Viridiplantae; Streptophyta; Magnoliopsida; Lamiales; Oleaceae
Product: raucaffricine-O-beta-D-glucosidase-like
Exons: 13
Coding region: 97-1722 (541 amino acids)
Biological process (GO): carbohydrate metabolic process
Molecular function (GO): beta-glucosidase activity
Source: RefSeq, a predicted model, not a curated record
CAAUGCAUAUCAGCUAUACCGCUCUUAAAGCAGUCAAGUUUAAAAUUACACUACGUCAAACAGAGUUUCCUUUACUAGCAACAAAACAGCCUCAAGAUGAACAGUGGCAACGAUGCAGCUGCACUUACGGAUUUUUCCAGCGGCAGUCUGGAGGGUGGAAACAAGAUAAAGCGCUCUGAUUUUCCCUCAGAUUUUAUCUUUGGUUCGGCAACAUCUGCUUAUCAGGUUGAAGGUGCUUGGGCAGCAGGAGGAAAAAGUCAAAGCAUCUGGGAUGUCUUCACAAUGCAAACACCUGGUAGAAUUCAGGGUGGAGCUAAUGGGUGUGUAGCAAUUGAUCAAUAUAAUAGGUGGAAGGAAGAUGUGGCUUUGUUAAAGAAAGUGGGUUUAGACUCUUACAGAUUUUCAAUUGCAUGGUCCAGAGUGUUGCCAGGGGGAAACUUAUCUGCUGGGAUAAACCAAGAAGGAAUCAAGUACUAUAAUGAUCUUAUAAACUUGCUCUUGGCUGAAGGCAUUGAACCCUGUGUAACUAUCUUCCAUUGGGAUGUUCCCCAAUAUUUGGAAGAAGAGUACGGUGGCUUCUUGAGCCCUCGAAUUGUGAGAGAUUUUGGUGACUUUGCCGAGCUUUGCUUUUGGGAAUUCGGUGAUCGGGUAAAGUAUUGGAUCACUUUGAAUGAACCGUCGUCCAUGGCUAUUCAAGGUUAUGCAACAGGUACUUUUGCACCUGGUCGUGGUCCAACUUCAGCAGAGCCUGUAAAGGCUAUCCCUCCUCAUAGAUGUGAACUUAAGGCUCCAACUCCUUGCCCCAGUGGAAAUCCAGGCACAGAACCAUAUAUUGUGGCACACAAUAUGAUCCUUUCUCAUGCAAAAGCGGUAGAUAUCUACAGGAAAAGAUAUCAGGCACAUCAAGGAGGCAAGAUAGGAAUAACAAAUGUUGCUCAGUGGUAUGAGCCACUUACUAACAGCAAAGCUGAUAAAGAGGCUGCUUCAAGGGCCCUCGAUUUUAUUUUGGGAUGGUUUUUAGCACCAAUAGUAACUGGUGACUACCCACCAGUUAUGCGAAAACUAGUUGGAGACCGUCUUCCCCAAUUUACACAAGAACAAGCUAAGUUGGUGAAAGGGACUUAUGAUUUUCUGGGCAUAAAUUAUUAUACAAGUAUUUAUGCUAGCAAUUCACCUAGACAAAGUGGUGCAGCAGUAAGUUACUCAAAUGACCAGGAUGUUUCAUUAUCCAGUGACCGUGAUGGGACGCCUAUUGGCCCACAGGCCGGUUCAAGUUGGUUGUCUAUUGUUCCAAACGGGAUAUACAAGCUGUUGGUUUAUAUAAAGAAAACAUAUAAUAAUCCUAUUAUAUACAUAACGGAGAACGGGGUGGAUGAAGUAAACAAUACGGCCCUAACAGUGUCAGAUGCUCGAUUUGAUGAGACAAGGAUUAAAUUUCACCAGGACCAUCUCUUUUAUAUUAAGAAAGCAAUGGAAGAAGGUGUGGAUGUGAAGGCUUACUUUAUAUGGUCAAUGUUUGAUACUUUUGAAUGGGCUGCUGGAUACAGUGUUAGAUUUGGCCUUUUUUACGUAGAUUACGUUAAUGGCUAUUUGACAAGAUUUCCAAAAACUUCUGCUAUAUGGCUAAUGAAUUUCUUGGACAAGAAGAGAAUCACAUUGAAGAGACAAGCUCCAGAAGAUGAAGAAGAGCAUGGCUCUGCGAAGAAGGCUAAGAAGCAGUGAAGCGUAAAAUUAGUGUGGUCGUAUUUCAUUUGAACUGUUAUGUUGAAUGCUGCGAAGAAGGCUAAGAAGCAGUGAAGCGUAAAAUUAGUGUUAUCAAUUUUUUUUUAUCUUCCUUUUGUUUGGGCCUUUCAAAUGGCAACUUUCUACCUUUUAUAUUUAAUAAAUGAAAACCUUAUUUUUA